This is a messenger RNA of Lymnaea stagnalis (great pond snail), 10996 nucleotides long. Lineage: Eukaryota; Metazoa; Mollusca; Gastropoda; Lymnaeidae. The record is from the annotation of a GenBank genome assembly.
GACCCAUUUGAGCAGCUGGUGACUAAAUCUUCCCUUGAAAAUCUGAGUCUUGAAAAUGAAAAUAAGAAAUUAGUUCUUGACAAACAACCUCAAGGUGAAGAUGAGAAAUCAGUUCUUAUUUCUUUUGAUACUCUAACUGUCCAUGGGACUGAUGAUUGGACACAAAAUGAAAAGCCGUCAGCAAUGGCUAAUUUAACUUCCAUUAAGAACCUUGUUCUUCAGUCAAACAUUGAGAACUUGGAACCCAGAGCAGCUGGCGAGGAUGUGCGGCUUACAUCCUCUCAUCAUCAAAGCACUGAGAAGAAAAACUGUGGAGCAUAUAUAGAUGAUAAAUUGGACAGCAGGAGUAAAGGUGAGGUUGAGCUUAAUAAAUCAAGCCUUGCAAAGAUGGUCGAGGGAGAACAACUCAGUGUUGAAUCAUCACCAUCACAAUCAACAGAGAAAAACGUCGUGGGGACUAGCAGUGUGUCAGCAAUAGCUGAAAAUACUGUUGGGGCAAGUCAGUCACAAGAGAAUUCAAAUGAACUAAAUGAGAGAGAAGUGAAUGCUGAUCUUAGUUCAUGUUUAAUGAACAGCAACUCCAACAGACAGGAGCAAAACAAGCCAGAGUCAUCAAUGUCGGAUGUUUUUGAACCAGAUUCCAAAACUCGAGACAAGCAACCAGAGAAACAGCCAGAAGAAAGACCUGUGCGUGAAAUGCUUGUGCGCAGACAGCGCACAGAGAGCACAGAGACCAGCAGUGAAAACAAACCGGUUUUGGAGACACUGACCUUUAGUGCCUCAAAGGAUGAUAAAUCUGGGAAUCCGGAAGGCAGCAGAGGAGAGGGGGAUAUGUGCAUCUGUCCUUGUCUGCUGUGUGACAGAUCAUAUCCUGCUUUCAGCAAGGAAGACAUCCUGGCGCAUCUUGUUCUUAUGCACAAGUUUGUCAUUGCUGAUGUCAACUACAUCGCUAACCUUCCUGCGUAAGUAGAUAAUUGAUGAUAUUAUAAUAACUCUACUUUUGCACGCCAUAAAUUAAAAAUGUGAACAAUAGGUAUAUCUACCAUUGAUUAUACACAUAUAUAGAUACAUUAAUUUAUUUAUUUAUAUAUGACUUAGUGGAUGUAUUAAAAAAUUAAUUUUUUUCUUAAUGAAGAUUAUCGCAUUUAAGUAGGUUUACCAAAUAGUGAAUAUUUUUUAAAUCCUUUUUACCAGUUACUUGAAGUAUUGGAAAAAACGAUUUGAAGAGAAUCCAAUUACUGAUUUUUGCUCCAAGAUUGUAACCAAUACCGGAGUUAAAGAUGAAGGUAAACCAUGUUUUUUCCUUUCAAUUCUUUUAAAAUUUUAACUUAAAGGUUUUUUUUUUUUUAAAUUUGUCGUAACUAGUAUUUUAAAUGCAUUAAAGUAGUGAAGUUGAUAAUAAAGUUAACUAUCUACAUAAAUUCAAGGUCAAGUUGAUAAUAUAAUUUUCAUUCUAAGCUUUGUGAAUGUUAUCAGUGAGGAUUAGUGCUUAACCUUGAAAUAUAUUUUUUUUAGCACCAAAAGAAGAGUUUUUUCUUCUUUGUGAUGCAUUGCCAGAAGAUAAAGACCUCAGGGAACAUCUUCAAAGGAAGAAACUGGUAAGAACUAACGCUGUGAUAAUUGCAGGUUUAUAAUAAUUACACUAAAAUUAUAUUUUUGUGUUUUAUGGUGUUCAUAAACUAAUUCAACUAUUUUUAUUCACAUUAGAGACCAGUUAUUGCUUAUUGCAAUAUAAAUUUCAAUGUUUUGUUUGUAACUGCUUUAAAAAAAUUAGUGAUUGCAUACUACACCAAUAUUAAAUUGUUUAAUAUUAAAUAUCUUUUUAAAAAAUGUCACAGUAUUCUGAGGAUAGGUUUUUGCUUGUUUAAAGCUUCAUGCAUUUAGCUUGUAGAAUAUAUUUAUCUUGGGGGUUUCCAUUAUGGUAGCUAAGAAAGGAUGAAAUGUUAUUCAUAAUUAUAAAAUUUGCUGAUCUUUUACUACUUUUUGUAUUGUGCGCUAUAGGAGAUCAUACUGGCACAACAGCAAAAAGAAAGAGAAGAGACAAAGUUCUGUCGUCAAUGCUUGUUUUGCAAACAAACUUUCUGUGGAAACAGGUAACCAGACGCAUUAGAUAAUCUCUUUCUUGUACCCCAAACUGAUUAAAAAUGAUAUUCAAGACAGAUGUAAAACUUCCUACCUCUUUUUCCAGAAUAUGUGAUAUAACAACAUUUUUUUAACUAUGUUACUGCAUACAAGUUUAAAUAAAUAGCUAUUUUAAAAGUUAGAUUUCAGAAAAAAUUAUACUUACAAUUGCUCAUUAGAUUUGAGGUUUCUGUAAAUUUCACAACCUUCAGGCAUCAUGUAAAUUAACAUUCAACACAAUGUUCUCAUGUAAUGAGUAAAGCUAUCUUAUGCACCUCGCUCAGGAAAGAUGUUCACUUUUGUGCAACAAUACAUCUUACAUUAAAUGUUCAUGACCGACCUAUUCACAGUGCAAAAUCAUCCACUAUUUUAUCUCCGGAUCCAGUCAUUUUACAUGGCCCAAAAUGCUUUUCUGCCAUCAUAAGCAAUCUCAGGAAUACAUUUAUCAAAAAAUAUUGUAUAAAUUCUUCAAUAUUACUGACAUCUCACCGCUUAUGCAAACAUGUUUACCCUCAAUUUCUUAAAAUCAUACAAUAUCGUCACAAAAUCAUUCAAUACCUUGUAUUUAUAGUAAAAAAAUAAACAUACAGUAUAUAUAUUGUAUACACCUCAACAUCGUACAUUGUACACCAAAAUUGUAAGAGUAAACAGGUAUGCUUAUGACACAGGACACCCAAAUACCACAAUGAGUAUAGAUGUGUUUCUUGAAUUUACCAAAGUAAAGAUGUUAAUAGAAAACAUUAAAUUUAUAUUAAGUUAACUAUUAAACAGCUCUCUAGGUAUAGGAAAUAUAUUCUCAUUCAAUUAUCUAUGUAUUAUUUUAAAAGUUCCUUUACAAAGGUUAAUAAAAUGUUUAUUUUCAGGGCAGUGCUGUUUGAUCAUUUGCUUAGAGAUCACACAUUCCACAUGGGUCAGCCAGACAACCUGGGUAAAAAACAUUUUCAUUACUCUCUGCUAGAACUAGUCUCCAGUUAAAACAGUUAUUCAUCAAUUACUGAGUUUUCGUCCAUGUUAACAGUACAGUCUGUAUUGAAGGUUUUCCAAAGUUAGCAGCUGUCAGGGGGGCACUUUCAAAAAAUGACUUUAUAUAACAUGACUAGUUUUAAUAUCAUUAGCAGGCAAAUGGGAAGGGGGCUUUACAAAAAGCACCAUAGGUGUAUAACUAUAAGGCAUGAUAAUAUUUUUUUUCUAUGCACCACCAACUUCUUUAAUGCAACCUAUGCCUGAUAUAUUUUUGUUAUCCAAAACAUCUGGUUACCAGUUAGUUUUGAAAAUCUACACGCUAUAGUAAGAAUAGCAUAUCAUGUGCAGUUACUUGUUACCUUCCAUAAAGAUAAUCAUAGUCUGAUGGGCUUAUAUCGGACAGGGUCAGGUUUUUUUUUAUUUACUAAAAGUCUAAAAGAUAACUGACAAUCCAAAACUGUGCAGAAAAUGUGAACUCUGUUUCUGUUUCCAAUGGUGAGGUUUUAACUGGAACUAUUUAAAGUUUUUCUCAAAAUAAUUCAUCAUUGUGAGAACAUUGCUGUUUUUUUUAAACUUAUUUUUUUUUAAGUAACAGCUUAGGCUUAGAUUAUUUUGUCAUUGACCUUGUGAUUCACACCUAAAUCCUGCCCCACCAUAGAAAUUCUUAAUUACAUUAACAUGUAAUUAAAAGUUUUUAAUCUCAUAAAUUUAUACAGACGUUCACCAGUAAUCAUUAAAUGCAUUAGGAUUUCUAGUCACUUCCAAAUUUAUGGAUAAAGUGAUUGCAUCUAUCUUGUAUUAAUGCCUAUUAGUAAGUAUUAUUGAAUUGAUUAUGAGAGAGGGAUGAAUUUGAAUGCAAUUGACAUUAUUGUGCUUUGUUUUGUUUUCUCAGUCUUCACUGAUGAAUUGUUUGACCUCAUUCAAUCAAAACUUGACAAGUAAGAACUUCAUCUCAUUUAAAUAUGUGGAUAAAAAGUGCUACAACAUGAACAUUUAAAAAGUAUAUUUCCUAGAGACCUGGAACUAAAUUCCUCUAAUAAUAACAUCUUUAUUGGAUAUGCCACAAGCAGAACCAAAAAAAAUAAAUCUAUUCCUCAGCAUGCUAUUAUUUUUACAAAAUUUUAAUUUAAAACAUUGUUUAAGGGUUAGCUCAUUAUGACUACAUUAAUUUGUUUUUUUUAUCAAUGAAAUACACAUUUGUGUAUUCAUUUAGCCUAGUUUUGAUAAACAUAUUUAAAUGAAUAAGUCUUACCAAUUCUGAAUUAAUAAAUAAUGGUUUUUGUUGAAUAAAACAUUCAAUGAUAGGGGAGUGUUGCUUGUUUUCUGAAUAGAAAAUGGUUUUUUUACUAAAGAUAUGGCUAAAGUAAAAUAGCUUUUUAGGAAUGAACAGCUCAUGAUUAAAAAAAUGUUUUUCCCCUAUUUAGUCAGCUGUGUCUCUUCUGUGAAAAAUCAUUUAAAGACAAAGCCAGUUUGAGGGAGCACAUGAGGAAGAAGCAACAUCGUAAGAUCAAUCCCAAAAACAAAGAGUAUGAUAGAUUCUACAUCAUCAAUUACAUGGUGGGUCUAAAAAUACCAGGGAGUUAUUACAUUUUAUACCCAUUUUAAUUGAAUAAAAUUUUGUUUGUGUAUGAAUCAUGUACCCUCAUAUUCUCCAUAAGUAGCAAGUUGUUAACAUUAUUUAAGAUAGAUAAAAGAAAUAAUAACUUCAGUCAAUUAAAGGAAAUCUGCUUUCAAUGCAUACCUCAAAUUAGUAAUAAUCAGAGAUGCAGUUUAUUAACAUGUUGUUUUACACAUGUCUAUGAUUAUUGUGGCUGUCAUUUUUGUGACUUUGAUUGCUUUGUCGAUGAUUAUUGUGUAGUUGAAUGAGCAUGUUGUUUUUGAUGUGUGUAUGAUUGUUGUGUCUGUUUUUUUAUGAAUAUGUUAGUUGUCUUUGAGUUUUUUAGACAUGUCUAUGAUUUUUGUGGCUGUGGUUUUUGUGCCUAUGAUUGUUUUGUAGUUUAUAAACAUGCUGUUUUAGACAUGUCUAUGAUCGUUAGGAUAAUAUUAGGAUUAGGGACAUUAAAUAUUAAGUAAGGUAAUUAAUUUAUAUAUAUAUAAAGAAAAAAAAGAUAUAUAUAUAUAUAUAUGAAUAUUACCUUUUUUCUAAUCUCUUUUAAAAUCUCCAGCUGUAUUAGGUUAUCAGUGGGCUUAAGUUUUGUUAUCUUAACUAUGUGCCUCAUCUUCUUCUUAUAUUUGAGGGCCCCAAGAUCAAUGUGUUGAUCAUUCUGGCUCUGGUUUGAAUUCAGGGUUUUCCUUCUAUGUCUCUUUAUUUGUGCACACAUGAUUGUUUUGGAGCAGCCAAAUUAUUUGUGACUAUUUUAAGAUUAUAUUAUUUUCAAUAUGAUUUUAUUUUUAAUUAACCAGGAAAUGGGAAAGAACUGGGAGAGCCUGCAGUCUGAAGACAAUCGUCUGGUCAAGACUAAUGAUAAAGCCUCUGAUGAAGAAGAGUAAGUCUGAUACUCAAGCUAAAAGUUGACCUUUGACGUGGUUGAAUGUUGAUUUAAUCAUAGUGUAACCACCAUGAAACAAAGUAAUCUAAGUUUAUCUUACUUUAUCUGAAAAUCACUACCUUCAGCCCAUGAAAUAUUUAUUUAUUACUAUAUUUCAUUGUAACUCAACUCAAGUGAAUAUUGUUAAUGUGUUAUAAAUAAUUUAUUUCUCUUCAUACUGCAUAUAUUAAUAAUUUUUUACAGUUAUGUAGAAACUGCUAGGAUUAUUGUUGGAAUCACUCUCUAGCUUUUGCUUUUUAUAUUAUUUUAAAAUUUAAAGCAGUUUCUGUCAUUUCAGAAAGAAAAAAAAAAGAAUUUUGAGUUCAUCAAUUAAAGAUCAAGAUGUCUUCCAAAACUAAAUUGGCAUAAAUUAUUCUUUGCUCAUAGUUAUUAAAAAAAUUUUUUAGUACAAGUAGUUUUUGAAUUGAGAUUAUUUUCUAAAAUAAUGUACGAAAAUGUAUUUAGCGAAUGGGCAGGCUGGGAUGAAGAGGCUCAUUCUAAAGUUGUGUGCCUCUUUUGUGAUUCCUCAUGUGCAGUACAAGCAGAGCUUCAAAACCAUAUGAAGGUAUUUUAACCUCAUAAAUCUUAUGCUAAGGCAUAAGACUUAAUUCUAAAAUAUUUCAAAGGUUUUUUUUUUUUUGGUUUUUUUUUAAAUACCUGGUAAUUACUAGAGUUUUAUUAAUGGUUAAAAAUUAUAACCUGCUUAAAAAUCAGCGAAGGAUUUAACAUUUGUUCUUCCAUUGACUAGGAUAAUCACGGCUUUGAUCUACAAGAGGUGAAUCACAAACUGCAGCUAAACUUCUACCAAAAAGUUAAACUCAUUAACUAUAUUCGACGUCAGGUGAGUGUCUUUGAACAAAAUUUCAAUUCACUAACUAAAUUCCACAUCAGGGUAGGGAAAAAGUUAAACUUAUUUACUACUUUCUAAGUUUGGUAAGUGUGAGUGAUCUAGCAACCAGAUGGAAUCCCUUCUUAUGGAACUGUGCUUUUUAAAAAAUAGAAAUUUAAAUAAAAUCAGGUUCUACCUUUAGGUAUUCUAAAUGAAAUUUUCAUAAUGAAAUUAAAUAAAAUUCCCUUUAAUAUAGGGUGAUCAAACAUCCUGUAAAAACAGGAUGUCCCAUUUUUUCACAAUCGUACCUGUUGUCCCGAAAAAGUCUCUCGGGACGCCUAAAUGUCCCGUUUUUUAAACCAAAAAUUUUCAAAUAACUAAAACUUCCUAAUUUAUAAUAUAACUUCAAUUAAUAUUUUGGCUAGCUUUGUUUUUGUAGCCAGUGCCAGUAGUGAUGUGGGCUCAUGUGAUUGGCUGCACUGAAACCAAUUUUGAUUCCAUUACCAUUACGUGUAAUGUGUUAGUCUUAUGUGUUAUCCCUGCCGGCCUGUUCGUGUCAGAAUGACAGUUGUUUGUUUUGGGUGUUGAACUUUAUUCUUUAAUUUUAUAUUAUCUUCUCAUGUAAACAAUAAUUAUGCCCAAUCGUCAAUGUAAGUUUAAACAAUAAUUAUGCCCAAUCGUCAAUGUAAGUCUAUGGAGGAGUAUUCCAAAGAGUGGAACUAUUUUAAAAAGGGACGCUAUGAAAGUGAAGCCGAGUGCAUUGUUUGCAAUAAUGUUUUUAGUAUUGGUCAUGGUGGAUGUUCAGACAUAAAACAACACAUCAUAUCAGUGAAACAUAGGAAAAGACUGAGUGCCCCAAGUAGAUAUCUAGGUUAGAUUUCAUAGUUAAAAUUAACAUAUUUCAAUAAACAGUUUCCGGCGGAGGCCCCCGGACCCUUCUUUAGCUGGGGGGGUUCCCCCCCCCCCCCCCCCCCCCAAAAAAAAAAAAAAACAAAACACGUCCGUGAAAGUGUCCCGUUUUUUCCAAUCAACAGAUUUGGUCACCCUACUUUAAUAGAACUUGUCAUCAGAAUCACCAAUUUUAAUUCUUCUUGAAAGUUAUGAAAUUUAAAAAUCCCCGAACAUCAUCAAGUUUUUGAGUACUGAAGGGGAUUGUUCUGACAUCCGCUAUCUUCUUAAAUAACUAAUUUGGAACUUUCAGAUCUCUUGCACUCACAACCAGUUUUACAUAUAACAAACACAAUUUUUUUCAGGGUUAUCACAAAGAUGUACAUAAAAAAAAUUAUUCAUACAAAAAUGAAUCAGAAAUAUAAUGUUUAGAUAUUGUUAAAGGAAAUUUAUAUUUUAUUAUUGUGGACUCAAGAGGCAGAAGACAAAUUAAUUUAUAAUUAAAUAGAAUUACCUUAAAUAAGCAUGUUCACAAAAAAAAAAAAAAAAAUUUUGACAAAGUAAGAUGUUAAAUAAAAUUUUUUAAAGGAAAUUUAUAUUUUAUUAUUGUGGACUCAAGAGGAAGAAGAAAAAUUAAUUUAAAAUUAAAAAGAAUUACCUUAAAUAAGCAUGUUAAAAAAAAAAAAAAAAAAAAAUUUUGACCAAGUAAGAUGUGUAAGUAAACUUUUCACCAUAUUUUAGAAACUGAUGUUUUUAAUUGGGAAUUAAAGAGGCUUUCUAAAGUUUAUGCUCUUAUAUUGGACCAAUGGGGAAUUUCUGAAUAAUAUAUUGGCAUUCUGUGAAUAAAUACGCUGCUAGUCUGUGAAUAAAUACAAUGGUAGUAUGCGAAUGACACAUUGACAUUGAAUUAUUUUUUAUUCUUUGUUUUGACAGAUCUAUCACAAAACCUGUUAUGGCUGCCAGGAGUCUUUUUCUGACAAGGAUGCUCUCACCAGUCACAUGGUGAACUACUCAGAACAUAUCAAGAAAGUUCCUGAUGCUACUGUGUGGGAUCAGCCUCAGUAAGAAUUUAGUGAUGUAUAAAUUGUCCAAUAGGCUAUAUGACAACCAGGCUGUAUGAUAACCAAACUACAUGUCAAACAGGCUAUAUGACAAGCAGACUAUAUGUGAUUAACCAAUUAUAAAAAGUGUUGGUUUGCAAUAAAGCUUUAAAAUAGAUUAAUAAGACACCAACAAUUUAUGUCAAUAUAACAAUUUAAGGUACGCUUUAAUGGUAAUUUUACAGAAUACAAAAGUAUACGUCUCGGCACAUACCUUCAUCAGUACAACAAAAAGACAAAUAAGUAUAAAUUAAAUUUACAUAAUAUAUAUAUAUAUAUACAGAUAUCCUAACUAAAAAGAGGGGGAGAAAAAAUAGGAGGGGGCGAAAAAAACAGACAAGCAAAGUAAAGAAAAGUGUAAAGGAAGUGAUUUUACAAUUUUGCUCAAAUCACUUUCUUUACACUAACUACUCACCCAAGCCGUGGGCCUGUGUGUCAUUGAGACGAGUCUGUGACAUGCAAGGAUGCGUCACCUACUGAGCUAAUGAUGUCCAUACAUAAUAAAAAGGAGCUUAACUGACGCAGAGAGGGCUAUUCUAGCAAUGUAUGCUUACUACACAAUAGUAAAUAUAUUGGACAGUCUAGCCCAGUGGUCGGCAAACUCAUUAGUAAAAAAAGAGCCAAAAAUCAGCAGCAGAACGAUUAACAAAAUUUUGAGAGCAAAAUUUCUUUUCAUUAACCUGUCAAGAACCAUGAUUUUCUGAGUCAAAAAAAAAAGAUGAAUGGCCAAGCCGCACUCAGGUUGCUAUAAAGCCGCAUGCGGCUCGCCGCGAUUUGCCGACCACUGGUCUAGCCUGAUUUCAUCACAUAUACAUGUGUCCUAAUGUGUCUGUUUUGUUCUUUUCUUCACAGCUGCAGGUACCGGGUGUAUAUUUAAAAAAUGGUAACUUGUUUUUUCCUCAGAUAUUUCUUCCCCACUUAUGAGGAUGACAGCCUCCUGUGUCACUUGGAUGAUGAUGAUGAUGGUGCGGCUGGGGAUGCCCAGGGUGUGACUGUCAUCGCUGAAGACAUUCCGGUGCCGGACACCAUACUCAAGGAUCAAAAACUUCGCAGGGAUCUGCUCAAGGCAUAAUGACCACAGUGUUUCUACGACUGGUAACAUCAUUUUAGGGUUUAGGUAAAACAAGCUUUUGGACUAUCAAUGUUAAAAAUAUGGGCACAGCAGAUCAGUAAAUACAUGGUGACCAAUAGCUGUUGUAAUCUGCCAAUCAAAUCUUUCAUUUGCUCUCAGUAUCUUCUCUAACAAAAGUCUUCUUAACUGCAUCAGUUUAACCCAACAUUUGGAGAUCAUAUUUAAAACCAUUUAUUAGGUGAGUCGUGACAUCUGGUCUAGUUCCUUCCAAGUCAGUUUUACCAAAGAAUUGACGCGGCUGACUUUUGCAUUUAUAAAUGAAUGUCCGAUUAUUUGCCUUCCUUACAAAAACUGUUGAUAUGAAGAAAAAACUGUUGAUCAUCUUGUGAUUAGUUAGUUCGAGAGAAAAUAAUGGGCAUUUCUUAAACAUUUUAUGUAAAGUCUGCUUCUAUAAGUAUUCUUUCUUCACAUAGAAUGUUGAUGGAUACACUGACCUCGUAUUUUAGAAAUGUUAGUUUUCUACAGGCAUAAUUUAUGUUCAAUUUAAUCUCGGGGCUGAUCUAAAAUCAAAUGGAAGAACAUCAAUAUAUGGCAUUUGACACACUCCUUGAAAAUCGUGAUUCAUAGUAAUAAAAAAAUUAUAACUUCUGUAAUGUUCUGUUUACUGAAAAUAGGGCACAGGGGGUAGGGGCUCAUGUGUGAUUUCUUGCCAUAUGUUUUCUUUGUAAAUAAAAUAAAGUAAACAUUUAACAGACAUAAAACAGUCAGUUUAAUUGAAGCAUAAAAAAACAGUCAGUUUAAUUGAAUCAUAAACUCUCUUUUCUUGUUCUUUGCUUUUUUCUACAGCAAUGAUUAUUGAGCCCCAUAUAAAAUGGUUAUCUGAAGCAGGAGAAGGAAAAGUAUUUUAAGUUUUCACCAAAGAUAAUGUAUUGAGUUUAAAAUAAUACAGCACAUCUGAUCAAGUGUAUUGGUUCCUUUGGUUGAUUGCUCUAUAUUUGGAAAGGUUGCUUGUUCACACUUAAAAUCUGCCAAAAUAAUUGCUUUUUCUCACUUGUGUAUCUUGCCUUAUGCCUAAGUACAUGUUUAUACCCAUUAGUCACUUCUAAUAUUCUCAUAACUAGAAUAUUGGUCACAUUCAAAUAUUCCUUUAUACGUCGGUCCUUCCUAAUUUUGGAUCUAAGCAUUACCAUGUUAUUUAAAAUGAUUAAAAUUGUAAGUCAAAUAUUGACAGAUCAAAUUCAAGGUGUCGAUCACAAAUUUUUUAAGGCAUUAGCAGAACCAAAACAUCACUGUUCUUUUUGUUACAAGUGACGUUUCUUUUUUACAAAAUUUGAAAUGAUGCAAUUUUAGAAUGAUAUCACAAAUCCUUUUGAGCAGAUCCAUAUUCUUUAGGUUUUUCCUUCUUGAAUGUCCAUCUCAAUGUUCAUUUUUUAAAGUUAAAAGCUUCAUGAUUUAGUCUUAUGCCAGGAUAAUUGCUAUCGAUGUCAAAAUCUGG